AUGGACAAGCGCAGUCUAGCAAGGAGUAAAACCUCGUGUUCGUCUUCUUUCCGGCUUCGUUGCCCGAGUCUCAAUGCCCUUCGUCUUCGACGAAUUUUCGAUCUCUUCGACAAAAACCACGACGGCGCCAUCACUGUUGAAGAGAUCAACCAGGCUCUCCAGGUCCUCGGCUUGGACGCUGAUCUCUCCGAAUUAGAGUCCAUGGUUAAAGCCUUCCUUAAACCGGAGAAGAUUGGGCUAGAAUUCGACGAUUUCGAAGCUCUUCACAGAUCGUUGAACGACACAUUCUUUGGAUUUCAGGAGGAAUCGUUAGCAGAGGAGGGAGGAAAAGAGAGCGAGAAGCAGGAUGAGGCAGAUCUGAUGGAGGCGUUCAAAGUGUUCGACGAGAACGGCGACGGAUUCAUAUCGGCGAGGGAGUUGCAAGUGGUGCUGGGAAAACUAGGGUUGGCAGAAGGCAGGGAGAUGGACAGGGUGGAGCGGAUGAUCUCCUCCGUGGAUCUCAACCAAGACGGUCGCGUUGAUUUCUUUGAAUUCAAGGACAUGAUGCGCAGCGUUGUGGUCAAAAGCUGUUAA
Messenger RNA from Thlaspi arvense, 573 nucleotides. NCBI's taxonomy places the organism in Eukaryota, Viridiplantae, Streptophyta, Magnoliopsida, Brassicales, Brassicaceae. The record is from the annotation of a GenBank genome assembly.